Messenger RNA from Prorocentrum cordatum, 1635 nucleotides. Lineage: Eukaryota; Dinophyceae; Prorocentrales; Prorocentraceae. The record is from the annotation of a GenBank genome assembly.
GCGAAGCCGAGCCACCGCAAACGCGCUAGGCGCUACCUGGACAAGCACAUCAUUCCCUACGACUGCUCCCAGACGGACACCCCGUCGCUGGACAAAAUGCUGAACCUCACUCACGGGCCCAACAGUUCGGCUCCUGGCCAUGAUGGGAUACCGCGCACUGCCUUUAAGCGCAUCCCCCCCGCGGCGCCGCUCUUCAUUAAGGUGAUGAUCGAGACAGUGAAAGGUUUUCCUGUGCCAGUGGUCUUCAACGUCUGGCUCAUGAUUUUCAUUCCGGAGGGGUCGGGGCCUGAUGAUGGAAUCUCAGCCACCAAAAUCGCUACUGCCACGAGACUCCUCUCGCUAAAGAACACGGACUGCAAGAUCGUCGCUGCCAAAGGCAUCGAGAUGACGAAGCCUUCCGCCGCGAAAGUGGCCCACGGGGCGCUGAAGGGCCUCCUCCCGAAGCAUCGCUUCCUCGAGCUGGUGGCGGCUACAGACGCGCAGUCCCGCAUUGCCGCCAUGCAAGAUGACUCGACGAACGGAGAUCCGAUGAUGGUCCUAUGCGAUUUCGGUGACACGUUCCCCUCGCCGUGCAGAACAAGGCCCAACAUAGCAUCGGAGAAAGCGGACUCCCCCGAGGGCAUCUGCAACAUGAUGGAGGCGACCUGCCCGCUGCCUUUAGCUUUCGCCAACCUCGCGGCCGUCAUUGAGUGCUUCGGCGCCAUCGCCUCCGGAUGUCCUCUGGGAUGCCCUUGGUCGGGCACGCUGUGGAUGGUGGGCUUGGACCCGCUGAUCUGGGACUUGCACCCGUGGACGGCGCACCCCGUGGGCGCGGUCUUCGGGGAUUGCGUUGACGCCGCGGGCAGCGUCCCCCCCUCUUCCAAGAUGCUCCGCCUGUUGAGCAGGGUGUUCUUCGUGGCGGAGUAUGGGGCCCGCCUGGUGCUGAAGACGGCGAAGACGGCGAAAUGUAAGAUCAUCCCUCUGGCGGGGGCAGUCGCCCCUGCGGUGGAGGACAGGGUCCGUGACAAGAUCGCCGACCUGGUACCACGCUGGAGUGACAUGUUGAUCAAUGACAGGGCGGAGUACCUGGGAGUGCGACAGGGACCCAGCGAUGAUGAUGGGCACAGCUGGGGGAAGGUCACUCUCGGCGGGCAGCGCUUUACUCACAAGUUCGCCCACAUCGGGGCCCCGACCAGCACUUCACUGAUGCUCUACAACCAGCGAGCGGUGAGCAAGAUCUCAUACAUCAGCCAGCUCUUAGCGUGGCCGCGGAAGGUGAAGAAGAAAGAGAGUUGGGCACUACAUCGCGUCUGGUUCCUACCUCCACAAGCUCUACCUCGUGAUGCCCUACUGGCUUGGGGGCGCUGGACUUCGCUGAAGGCGGUCUCCCACGAGCACAGCAACCGAUCGGCACUGAUGCGCAGUGCCACUGUUUCUGCCCUGAACUGGCAGUUCUGGGCUCGACGUCUGCGCGGCGCAGUGGAGUUCAGCCUCUCGUUCCACGCCCGCCCGCAUGGCCUGGUUGCCCCCCUCUGCUGGAAGUCGAAUCCGAUCACGUACACCCUCGAGGAAGCGUCGCAGGGAUUCCCCAGCGACACGAACCGCCCGCUGGCAGUGGCCUGCGCCGCUGCGUUGAGUGAGGGGAAGGUGGAGAAG